Molecule: messenger RNA, 585 nt
Organism: Aspergillus caelatus
Lineage: Eukaryota; Fungi; Ascomycota; Eurotiomycetes; Eurotiales; Aspergillaceae
Exons: 3
Coding region: 1-585 (194 amino acids)
Source: RefSeq, a predicted model, not a curated record
AUGAAGGGAAAGGCUCAGACAGAGUCAUGUUUCUUGCACAAUGUGCAUAUAGGGAGGGUGCUAGCAACUGCAUUACUUAACCGCGACGUGGGCUUUGCGACAUUCCGAAUAGCGCAAAUACGAAAUGGCCCCUCUAAUACUAAAUUUAGCGAGGAUGAUAUAGUCCCCGCUCUGAGCACGUGGCCUGGUGUUGCGUUCUUCGUCUUUAGGGUUCUCGUACCGGUUACCUUGAGAUUGGUAUAUUUUUUGCCCAAGGAUGUGCGGCCACAGGAGAGACCGGAUGCUUCACUUCGCCAGGUGGGCAUAAUAUCUUCUACUACGACGGACAUCCACCCUUGUAUUGGGGGUCCAGUCGUAUCGAAAACGAUAUGCGAGGCCCUUGGACGUAACGUUAAUACUAUCGCGAAUGUGAACAUGGGCACCUCAGUCCGCAGCAAUGCCACUAGCAAUUACUACGGCUACGGAGCCGCAAAUCCAUUGGCACACGGAGAGAAAACAGAUUCAACAAGAAUAGCAUACCUGACCACUUGGAUCAGAGCUUUAGCUCCGGAUGAACUCCGCGCAACUACGCUAAUCGAUAUCUAG